GGAGAUGGUGAGCUCGGCCGAGUUGGUACCCGGAGACGUGAUUCUUCUCCCCGAGCAGGAGGUGGCGCUGCCGUGCGAUGCCGUGCUCCUCUCCGGCAGCGUGGUGGUCAACGAGAGCAUGCUGACAGGGGAGAGCGUCCCGGUGUCUAAGACCCCCCUCCCUGAGCUCUGCGAUGAAGACACUCUUCACACCCCCAUCUUCCGCCUGCAGGACUAUCGGCGCCACGUGCUGUUCUGUGGGACCCUCACCCUCCGAGUCCGGCCUGACCAGGGGCAGGUCCGGGCGGUCGUCAUCCGCACCGGCUUCCUCACCACCAAGGGGCAGCUGGUCAGGUCUAUCCUCUUCCCCAAACCCGUUGACUUCAAGCUGUUCCGGGACGCCAGGCGUUUCGUCGCCUGCCUGGUGCUCGCUGCUGUACUGGGCUGCAUCUACACCGUCGUCAUCAGCUCCCUCCGCAGGGAGCCCAUCGUGGAGAUCGUACUGAAGACUCUGGACGUGGUGACCAUUGUGGUCCCGCCAGCGCUGCCGGCCGUGGUGACGGUGGGUGUUGUCUAUGCCCAGCGACGCCUGAGGAGACGAGGAGUCCACUGCAUCAGCCCCCAUCGCAUCAACCUAUGUGGCCAGCUUGACCUCGUCUGCUUCGACAAGACAGGGACCCUGACGGAGAGUGGGAUGAAUCUGUACACCGUCGUCCCGGCUAAAAAUAAGAGCUUCCUGUACAGCGACAGCGAGCUGACGGCACAGGCGCUGAAGGAGGAGGAGGAGGUUUUGGCUGCCAUGGCGACCUGUCACUCACUGACCCUCACCUCGUCCCACAGCUCCCUACAGGGAGAGCCCCUCGAUCUCGCCCUCUUCCGGGCCACCAACUGGAUCCUGGAGGAGAUGGUCUCAGGACGACCAGACCCACCCCAGCCGCUGCUCGUCGUCAGGCCCACCCGGCUGCCCCAGCCCAAGGACAGCUCCACUCGGCUGAUCUGCCGUUUCCGCUCAGGCAUCGGGAUUCUUCGCCAGUUCCCCUUCUCCUCGUCUCUGCAGCGGAUGACCGUCAUCGCCAAGGACCUGGACCACCAGCGGCUGGUGGCCUAUUGCAAGGGAGCCCCGGAGACGGUGGUGAAUCUGUGCUCCCCGGACUCGGUUCCGGAUGAUUUCCAGGCGGUGAUGGAGAGUUUCACGCAGCGCGGUUACCAGGUUAUCGGCCUGGCCUUCCGCAAUUUCACCAACUCUCUCCAGGAAGCUGACAUCAAAAGUGUAAAGAGGAUAUUUGUGGAGCAAGACAUGACCUUCGCUGGGCUGGUGGUCCUGGAAAACCGGCUGAAGAAGGUCACCUCGUCCGUCUUCAGGGAGCUCCUCGAGGCCAAAAUCCGGCUCGUCAUGGUUACAGGAGACAGCACACUGACCGCCGUCCAGGCAGCCAGGGAGUCUGGGAUGAUUGGGAAUGCGGAGAAGGUGAUCCGAGUGAAGGCAAAAUCACCCACGGCCACCUCCCGGGCCUCCGUCAGCUGGAACAGCGUCAGGGAGCCGCAGUCUGAACAGGAAGCCCCUCUCUCUGGCAAUGAGCGGGAGGAAGACAACUCAAGGAUCCAUCUCGUUAUCGAUGGGCCGUCGUUGGCCGUGAUCGAAGAUCAGUUCCCUGAGUUGCUGCCCAAGGUCACUCUGUACGGGACCGUAUUUGCAAGGAUGUCCCCUGACAUGAAGACCAAGCUGAUCAAAUCUCUGCAAAGCCUCGAGUGCCACAGCUACGUCGUGGGUAUGUGCGGAGACGGGGCCAAUGACUGUGGGGCGCUGAAGACAGCCCACGUGGGAAUAUCGCUGUCCCAGCUGGAGGCAUCUGUGGCCUCCCCGUUCACCUCCAAGCUGCCCACGAUCGAAUGUGUGCCUAUCCUGAUAAAGGAAGGCCGUGCUGCUCUCGUGACCUCUUUCUGUGCCUUCAAGUACAUGGCCCUCUACAGUAUGAUCCAGUACGUCAGUGUGCUUAUCCUGUACUAUAUCUCCAGUAACCUGGGUAACUGGGAAUUCUUGUACGAGGAUCUCUUCAUCACGAGUGCCAUCGCCAUCUCGAUGAGCAGAAACCAGGCUUACGAGCAUCUGGUUCCACAGCGUCCCAACGCCAGCCUCGUAUCACCACAGAUCCUCGUGUCCGUCCUGAUGCACAUUGGAAUCUGCACCGCUUUCCAGCUGACGGGCUUCCAGCUCGUCCAGGUCCAGCCUUGGUAUAACUCCUGGGAGCAGGGAGCACAGGCCUGUGUGUCCAAUGAUACAUUUUAUGGAGCUCCAGCCCCACAGAGACACAACAGCAGUGGGGUUUACUUCAGCCUUCAGUGGAAAAUCAGCAACUACAUCAACACCACCAUUUUCUUCGUGUCUGUUUUUCAGUACAUCACCAUCGCCUUCGUCUUCUCCAUCGGCAAACCCUUCCGCAAGCCCAUUUCCACCAACUAUUUGUUCCUGGCUGUUCUUAUCACCCUUUACCUUUUCACCCUCUUCCUGAUGCUCUUUCCCAGUAGGAGCCUCGACUCGUUUUUUGAGUUUGUGUGCGUACCCUACAUCUGGAGAAUCUACAUCUUGCUCAUGGUCAUUGCUCAUUUCGUAUUGUCCGUCCUCCUGGAGGAGAUGGUGACCAACAACCACCGCCUGUGGGACUGGCUGAGCCGUGUGUACCGUCCGUCUGCCUCGCCGCCGAGGCACAGGAAACUACACCAGGAGCUGCAGAGUGACCCUUCCUGGCCUCCGCUCUCCGCCUCUGAAUGACACACGGGCAAGGCAUGGCAGCAGAGGCUGACAUUACUGAUUUACAAUUAAAUGGU
Hypanus sabinus (Atlantic stingray) is the source of this 2805-nucleotide messenger RNA. Its product is annotated as polyamine-transporting ATPase 13A3-like. Gene Ontology annotation, cellular component: late endosome membrane. The record is from RefSeq and is a predicted model, not a curated record. The coding region runs from base 5 to 2749 and encodes 914 amino acids. Gene Ontology annotation, biological process: polyamine transmembrane transport; intracellular calcium ion homeostasis. Gene Ontology annotation, molecular function: polyamine transmembrane transporter activity; P-type transmembrane transporter activity; ATP hydrolysis activity. The transcript has 22 exons. Lineage: Eukaryota; Metazoa; Chordata; Chondrichthyes; Myliobatiformes; Dasyatidae.